Messenger RNA from Dromaius novaehollandiae (emu), 4087 nucleotides. It is a transcript of the gene SLC35D3, whose product is annotated as solute carrier family 35 member D3. Gene Ontology annotation, cellular component: Golgi apparatus. Gene Ontology annotation, molecular function: antiporter activity. The record is from RefSeq and is a predicted model, not a curated record. The coding region runs from base 1 to 1269 and encodes 422 amino acids. The transcript is spliced from 2 exons. NCBI's taxonomy places the organism in Eukaryota, Metazoa, Chordata, Aves, Casuariiformes, Dromaiidae.
AUGCCCCGCUGGCGGGGCCGGCUGCGGGGCGUCGCGGUGGCAGUGGCGCACGGGCUGUGCUCGGGCUCGCUGAACAUCCUGCUGAAGUUCCUGCUGGCCCGCUACCACUUCGCCUUCCUGACGCUGCUGCAGUGCCUGAGCAGCGCGGCGGCGGCGCUGGGGCUGGAGGCGCUGCGGCGGCGGGGGCUGGCGGCGCUGCCGCCCUUCGGGCCCCGCCUGGCGCGCCCCUUCGCCGCCGUGGCCGCCCUGGCCACGCUGCAGUCCACCCUCACCCUCUGGUCGCUGCGCGGCCUCAGCCUCCCCAUGUACGUCGUCUUCAAGCGCUGCCUGCCCCUCGUCACCCUCCUCACCGGCGCCCUGGUGCUCCGCGACGGCAUGCCCUCGCCCGGCGUCCUCGCCGCCGUCCUCAUCACCACCUGCGGCGCCGCGCUGGCCGGAGCUGGUGACCUGACUGGGGAUGCUAUGGGCUAUGUGACAGGCGUGCUGGCUGUGCUGAUACACGCUGCCUACCUGGUGCUCAUUCAGAAAACCAGUGUAGAGAGUGAAUAUGGACCCCUGACAGCUCAGUACGCCAUUGCUGUUUCAGCCACCCCUUUCCUCAUUAUUUGCUCCUUUGCCAGCAUGGACUCCAUCAACGUCUGGUCGUUUCCAGGCUGGAAGGACCCUGCCAUGGUAUGCAUCUUUAUUGCUUGUGUCCUAAUUAGCUGUGCCAUGAACUUUACCACCCUUCACUGUACUUACAUAAACUCGGCUGUGACCACCAGCUUCGUAGGGGUGGUGAAGAGCAUAGCAACCAUCACAGUGGGCAUGGUGGCAUUCAAUGAUGUGGAGCCCACAAAGUUAUUUAUAGCUGGUGUUGUGGUCAACACCUUGGGUUCUGUCAUUUACUGUGUGGCCAAGUAUGUUGAGACCAGGCGGAAGAGCAAUUACGAGGACCUGGAGGAAGAAGCUAGAGAAGAGGAGGAAAAAGGGCAGGCUGGGGACCAAGCACUGUUUGCGAUGGAGGCAAUUUCCAGGGAGAAGGGGGCUGAGGAAGCAGCGGCGGAGGGGUCAGCGAGCAGGGACAGUCAGAGUGGAGAGAAAGAGAAGGACGGCACUGUGGAACCUGCUGAGGUACCAGCGACUGCCCGGGGAGCAGCCGCUAGUGCGGAAGACGUGAACAGGAGCUCACUGAAGGAUGCCUAUCUCGGAGUAUGGAGGUUGGUGAGGGGGGCUAAUUAUAUAAAGAAGGAUUAUUUGUUAGAAAAUGAAGAGCUAGCAAGUCCUUAACAAGCAGGUUUAAAAAACCCACAAAACGUACUGCUUGAGGACAGGCACCCAGUUCUCUGUAUAGGGGAAAGGCAGAGCAUACAUUUCUCACAUCAACGGUGACAGGUCCAAAUCAUUUAGGAUAAUUUUACCUCAUUGUCAAAAAAGUCAGCGUUUGCUCAUGCUUUGGGCUUGCAUUGCCCUGCUUUCAAUACAUCAGGUCAGACCCGCUGCAGCUAAAGGUACUGAGUCCUCUGCUGUGGAUACAGAGUUGGGUGGUGACAAGGCACAGGCUGCUGCCCAGAAGCCUGGGCUGUGAGGAAUCCUGUUCCCAUUAAGUUAGAUGUCCGUGCCAGUGACACGGCGGUGGCUUGCAGCUUUGCUUAGUGUGGAGCCUUGUGAUUUUAACAGCAUUUGGAGGCUCUGUUAAUGUGUUUCUAUGUCUGUCUCCAUCCACUUAUAGGUGUUCUAUAUAAAUAUAUUCCUGCAAUAUAUAAAUUCCUAUAAAUUGUACUUUUUUGUGCUCCUCUGUAUCAAUAUAAUUGUAAUAGGGGUAGAGGUCAUGCCACUUUAAUUAUAUUGGUGUAAAAUCACCCCUUUAACUGAAGACUCAGAAUUUCCACAGAUUAUGUGGCCAGGCUGGGCCUUAGACCAGGUCUACGUUCAAGUGGUUUCUGUCUUCAGCAGAACUACUUGUGUCUUACAGUUGUGUACAUGAGAGCAGAAUCAGAUCUGAACUUCCGAGAAGCUUUGGUCAGCAAAACAAGGAUGCUUUUCUAUGAGCUUCAAGUACACGUAGCAUUGGGAAUAUUAGCUUGACUGAAAUAAGAGUUUGGAAAUGCUGGAGUAUAUUGAUUUGGUUUGGGGGAAGACUAUUAAAAAAAACAGGGAGCAAGUGGGUGCAUAGUGCUAUCCCCCUUCUUGUAGCCUACAGCCAGGUGAUUCAGAGUCUGGAUUUGACCCUAAGUCUCCUCUCCAUCUCCGUCCCCUGGAAGUACAGGCUAAUAACAGGACUGGGGAGACGCUGUCUGCCUGUGUCUAAGCUGUCGUUACCGGGGGGGGCUUUUACAGAACAUUUUGGCUGUGUCCUGGCUGCAUGCUGGGACAUGUUGUUGUGCAUGUCAGCCCUCACUCUGCCUGUGCUGUGGUGUCCGGCAGAAGGAAACUGGGGCAGGCAAGCAGGCAGGGAGCUGCCGCGGCCAAUCGCAGGGGCUGCGCAUUUGCGGAUGGGGCUGCACGGUGCCUGCAGCACCGAGAUGCCUGCAUCUGUCAUGGAGCUGCUCUCCUUCACCCAAAGCACUUUGCUGAGCCGUGAGGGGUAAAAAAAUUGAUUCCUGACCCUGCGUGUUGCAGCGCUCCUCUGGGAAGCGGGAAGCACACACUCUGGGGUUUCUUCUAAUUAAUAUGCUGAUAUUUUGUAUCAAAUACAUUCAACAGGAAAGAUGGAGAAGACAAAUUUUUGAGUAUUCCUUAGCUUGGGGAUAGGAUACUCUGGGAGGUGGGAGUCCUGGGGUUGAACCUGUGCUCAGAGCCAGGCAGAGCAAGGAUUCGAUUCUGAGUCAUCCUCAUCCUGAAGGAGUCUCCCUACCAGUGGACGGACAUCCCGACCAUAGACCAAAACAAAUUGUUACCAUUUCCUGAAAAAAAUGGGUUUCAGUCAAUCUAAGUUGUUGUUGUUGUCAUUAUUAUUAUUAUUAUUAUUAUUAUUUAUUAAGCCACUGAACUGAAAAUCAGUUAUUCCCAUAGCCCUAAUUAAGCAGUGCCUAGCCCAACACCUUUUUAAAUCUAGCAGACUGCAUUAGCCUCAUAGUGCAUUUGUCACUGAAAUCAGCAGGACUGUUCACAGAAAUAAGCAAUUUACCCAGCAGGAAGUAUUUGCAAAAACUGAUCUCUAGGCAAGCUUUAGAUUCUCAUCAGUUUAAAUACAGACAGAAACAUCAGGGUGCAAUAGUACUUUUUUUAAACAUUGAGUCCAGAAGUUGGAUGAUCUGGUAUCACACAUGGAUUUUAAAAAAGAUGGUUAAAGAGACAUUGUGACCAAAUGUCUGUAGCUGCUGAGCUGUGGGGCCGUGGCAUGGAGAACUGUACAUCACACUUAAUGUAUAGCUUGUGCUGAAGCAUUGAGAGAUACUGGCUGUGUGCUGAAAUACAAUGUUUACCGUCUGUUCAAGCUCCACCAGGCAUUUUUUUCAGCAAUACGCUAUUUGUUGUUUGUAAGCUAAUGCAACAGGGUUUUUGUUAGUUUGUUAGUCAGGUGCAUCUUAGAGUAAGGAAGUUUGUGUCUAUGACUUAUAGUUGCUGUUUUGCUAAAAUCGUUACGCUGUUGAGCUGCACUGUAGUCCGUACAGAUGGCUGAAGAGAAACCUGUGUUCCUGAUCCAUUCUUACUGUGCACAGUGUUUUGUCUCCACCAGAAAUGUAGAAUUUUUCAUCACCUGAAUGCCAGUCUUAGAUCUUGCAGCGCACAGACCCUGUCUGGCAAAUGCUCUAGAAAGCUCCCCUCCUGGACUCAGGACUUCUCCCUGGGGGGAGUUUAAUGUUUUGCCGCUUGCUGUUGAAGUAUCAGUAGAAAAGUAUGGAAAUGCUAAUAGGUUUGACUGUCACAAAAGCUGCUGUUUCGAUGUUGUACAUUUGCAUGUAUAGUAAAAAUGUGAUUAUAUUGUAUUCUGUUUAUACCUGUAAAUUCCCUAAAUUAAAAAUGGGAUUUUGGCAAAAGCAGUCCACUUUUUCAGUAAAAGAGACUGUCGCACAAUAAAAUAAAAAUAUUGCCUCGUGCUGAGGUUUUUUAAUAACAUCAGCGGAAGACUGCAGAAUGAGAUGUGGGAAUAAAAUGCACUGCU